AUUUACUAUUAUUAUUAUUGUCUAAACAAACAAUGAGUGAACUGAAACAAAACAUUGAUUGGGAAAAGAAAUGGCAAGAAGGACAGACAGGCUGGGACCAUGGGGAGGCAAGUCCUGCACUAGUGGCAUUGUUUGAGCAAGAAGAAACGAGAUCACUUAUUCCCAAACACGGAAGAGGUUUAGUUCCGGGCUGUGGAUCAGGUUAUGAUGUCGUAUUUUUAGCAAGUAAAGACAGACAUAUGACCGGCAUGGAUUUUAGUCAGACUUGUGUUGAUAUGUUGCAUAAGAACCAUCCCGAUGCGUCUACUCAAAAUUAUGAUUUUGUAUGCGCUGACUUUUAUAAAUUCCAAGUUCCUGAUGGCGGUUAUAACCUUGCAUAUGAUUACACAUUUCUGUGCGCUAUGGAUCUUCAUAUGAGACCUGCUUGGGGAAAGAGAUACGGAGAAAUUAUCGCAAAAGAUGGUGUUUUAAUUACACUCAUGUUUCCUCUUGAUGUUCACGAGGGCGGUCCUCCAUUUACAGUCAGUGAAGAAUUAUAUCAUGAUCUUUUAGACGAGAAUUUUGAUCUCAUUUAUAUUAAAGAUGCUGUAGGCCACUCUACCCGUCUCGGCAGAGAAAAAAUUGCUGUUUGGAAGAGAAAGUAAGCUUUUAUUUAGACGAAGUACUUUAUUGUUCUUUGUUGUCUGAUAUGUGUUUGUUUCUGUACAUUCGUUUAUUUGCAUUCAACAAAAUAAAAAAGAAUUUGAUUCUCAAAUGGAAAGACAAGGA
Molecule: messenger RNA, 768 nt
Organism: Gilbertella persicaria
Lineage: Eukaryota; Fungi; Mucoromycota; Mucoromycetes; Mucorales; Choanephoraceae
Product: S-adenosyl-L-methionine-dependent methyltransferase
Exons: 6
Coding region: 33-644 (203 amino acids)
Molecular function (GO): S-adenosylmethionine-dependent methyltransferase activity
Source: RefSeq, a predicted model, not a curated record